GCCGAGUGACGAAGAGGAUGUUUUGCUAAGUGUUAGCCGCAACAGGCUAACUUUGUCUCACAGUUGGUUUGUAGUUGCGAGGUAUUUGAAGUUGCUGGGCGCAUCUCGUCUCGGAGCACCGCAGGUAAAUGUGAGUUUUAAACGCACUGGGACAAACGGAGACAUGAACGGGAGCACGAAUCCGCUGCUGGACAAAGAGGAGCAUGUUUUGAAGCUCGGAGAAAGCUUUGAGAAGAGGCCAAAAUCUUCCUUUCACACCAUCAGAUAUGACUUCAAACCAGCAUCGAUCGACACGAGCUGUGAGGGAGAGCUACAGGUUGGGAAAGGAGAUGAAGUUACCAUAACGUUACCUCACAUUCCGGGCUCUACGCCUCCCAUGACGGUAUUCAAAGGAAAUAAACGACCGUACCAGAAGGACUGUGUGCUCAUCAUUAACCAUGACACCGGGGAAUUCGUACUGGAGAAGCUGAGCAGCAGCAUCCAGGUCAAGAAAACCAGGGCAGAGGGCAGUAGUAAGAUCCAGGCCCGAAUCGAACAGCAGUCGGUCCGGUCCAGCCAGCCCAGCUCUCAGUUCCGGGCCCCCACCAAGCCCGGGGCCGGGGUCAAGACUUCCCCCUCCCCUUCCAAGGAUAACCCCUCCCCAGAGCCCCAGCUCGACGACAUCAAAAGAGAGCUGCGAGCAGAGGUGGAGGUGAUAGAACAGAUGAGCAGCAGUGGCAGCAGCAGCUCCUCUGACUCAGCGAGUGCUUCAGGAAGUGGAGACGACAGCAGCAGCAGCGACGGCGAGCACGACGCCCCACGGCCACUCAGUCAGACCUCCCCCAACCGCCACCCUAUGGCCAACGGAGGAGCCGACAGGCAGCAGGGCAACAACCAGCUCAUGAACACCCUCAGAAAUGACCUUCAGCUCAGCGAAUCAGGCAGCGACAGCGAUGACGACUGAACUGUCUGGUGGUCAGUCUCUCUCUCUCUCUCUCUCUCUCUCUCUCUCUCUGUCCACACUCCUCCUCCUCCUCCUCCUCCUCCUCCUCCCCCUCCUGCUCCUCCUUCUUUCUGCCUGGUUCACUUGUUCCUUUGCUGUGGUAGCUGACCCCAGCUGUAUAUCUUGGCUUGACUGUAUUUUUUUAUUUUAUUUUAGUAUAUCCUUGAAGCUGGCCAGCCUGGAACUUUGAGAGUGUAUUUUUAUUAGAUGUAUAUUUUGUUUUGUAUAGCAGACUUUAGAAAAAGAAACUUUUACUUGAGAGGUUUGAAAGAUUAAUUAUUAGAGUGCACAUACAUAUUUUCUGUACUUAGAGCAGCUAGUUUUAUCAACUCGUAUCAUCUGUUUUUGUUAGGUUUUGUUUUCAUGUUAUGACAAGGAAGAGAUUAUCUAGAAAUAUCAGCACGUCGUUUAUCAGAGAGGAUUGUGGGAAAGAGGAUUGUUCUGUAUUUAUCAGUUUGCUAAGAAAACAAAAAUUGCAUAAUUGCACAGACACUCUGUGCAACCUGCAAGUUUCAUCCAUUUUAUCAUCUGCUGACAGUAAGCGUUGAGAUCAGUGUUUCUUUGUUUUAGUUUUAAAACAUUUGCAGGUCAUUGUAGAAAUGAAUCUCGAAAAAGGUUGUGACUAAGAUCAGCCUAAUGUCAGAUGACCCUCAUUAAUGGAUAAGGCUGCUGGUUUAUGUGUGUGGUCGUGAUGAAAGGACAUAAACGGUCUAACAUUAAUGACACACAGGAAUAAGAGAAAUCAGUUUUAGAUACAAACAACGGUUUUUAGGAUCAGAUCAUGUUGGUUUUGGUCUUUUAUGAGAUUUGUUGAGAGUAAGAACAGUAGAAACUUUUGUUUUUUAAACAGUUACAGAGGAUUUUAUCCAAAUUAGCUGUCAGGUUGCUGUUUGGAAGUUCAGAUUUCAUUUUCAGGUUUUUACAGUGUGAGUUAUGAGUUCAGUCAUUUAGCGACAACCUUAUAGAAAAUUUGAAGUUUCUGAUAUUUAGGGCCAUGCAAUACCAUACCUACCACUCGGGAGUUGAGAUGUAGAUGUUUAAAGCUGCUGUCAGUGGUCGUUUUUACCACCAGGGGGCAGACUACUAACAAACGGCCGAAUUUAAGUCCAGUAUUCACUGAGCUGAGAAAAACAUCUGACCAUCAAUCCAGCUGACUUGCAGUAUAACCACUAACAGUAUCAUAGCAAUGCCUGAUGAUAUUAAAUCAAUCACAGCCAUUUAUCAGUUAAAGCUAAUCAGAUAGGUAAUCAAGGUUAACAACCUUUAUGACAUUUGAAUCCUGAAAAUAUAGAGGAUUUAAUUAAACAGAAAAGGGAAAACAAAUUUCUCCCAAAGAAAUCUUUAUUUUCCUGUCAUUUUUCUAAAAUUACGACCUUUCAUUUAAUUUUUUUUUCCAUUUAAUACGUACACCAUGGUACCAUUCCAUGCCUUACAGCGUUUCAGUGGGGAAAUGAAGGUGAAUGUGUCAUUUUCUGAAAAUGCCAAAGAGCUGAGCUGACCCUCGCCACGUGCAGAGAGCGGGAACGUUAGCGGUGUAACCAGCGUCACGUCUCUGUGUGACUGUAUUCGUUUAACUUUUAUCUGAGACUGUGUUGUGCUUAUGACCAGUGAAGUCGCUUAUUGUUUAUCUGCUGGAGCCACUGGUGUUAAUGAAUAUCAUUUAGUUUUGGUCACAGUCAAAAACACAGCUGAAGAGUUUCAUUACAAAAUACUAAAAAGACUUAAUGUCAGUUCAGCCAUGUAAGUUCUGUAAUGGAGUGUUUGUGUUUUCCAUCCUGACCAUUGUUAAACUGGAUUAAACACAGAAUCAUGAUCCUUUUCACAAAAUAGUUCAAAUUUAGAGAAUCUUAUCCUCUACAUUUGAAAAUAUUAAGCUUCAAAUAAUAUUUUAAAUUACAAUAUUAAAAUAUUACCAUGAUUUAACGGUAGUUUGAAAUGAAACUCUUCAGUUACCUUGAUGAGCCUGCAUGUUCGAACAGACAUGGUCAGUUUGCUAAAAUUAUCUGUCGCACACAGGACGUAACUGGUGUCGUUGGUGUUUUAUAUCAUAGCUGUGUUUGUCUAACGCGUCUUCAGAUGAGGUUCAACUUUGGUUCAUUAAUGCAAAGAACAGAACAAAGAUGAUUGUAAGUUAUAAGAUGCCUGAAAACAGUCACUGACAAACGGCACAGUACUAAAAACCCUAACAGUUGUAAGUCAAAUAUCCUGCUUCUCAAAGUAUUUCUUUUUUUAUGUGAGAAAUUAGAUGUUGGUGAUUAGUUUCUCAGUCCACCAGCACCUGAAUUGUUGGUGGACACAAACUUUCCACUCUGGAUGUCCUCCUGAAGACGCCUCAGACACACUUCUGUCUAAUGGACUCUGUUGUAUUUGGUGCUUUAGUUCUCAUGUUUAUCUUUCAGUGAUACGUUUAUGUGAAAUAUGUUUGUAUAAAAUUUGAAGUGUAUUAAAAGUGUGCAAAUGUCUUUA
Toxotes jaculatrix (banded archerfish) is the source of this 3448-nucleotide messenger RNA. RefSeq names its product ELL associated factor 1 (gene eaf1). Gene Ontology annotation, cellular component: super elongation complex. Gene Ontology annotation, biological process: positive regulation of DNA-templated transcription; regulation of transcription elongation by RNA polymerase II. The transcript has 6 exons. Gene Ontology annotation, molecular function: transcription elongation factor activity. Lineage: Eukaryota; Metazoa; Chordata; Actinopteri; Toxotidae. The coding region runs from base 164 to 943 and encodes 259 amino acids. The record is from RefSeq and is a predicted model, not a curated record.